This is a messenger RNA of Lolium rigidum, 1937 nucleotides long. RefSeq names its product cysteine-rich receptor-like protein kinase 10. The transcript has 7 exons. Lineage: Eukaryota; Viridiplantae; Streptophyta; Magnoliopsida; Poales; Poaceae. Gene Ontology annotation, molecular function: protein kinase activity; ATP binding. Gene Ontology annotation, biological process: protein phosphorylation. Bases 29 to 1936 code for a protein of 635 amino acids. The record is from RefSeq and is a predicted model, not a curated record.
UGUAGCCAGCUAGUUGUGUUAGCUUGCCAUGGCGGCCAUUGCCGUCAUCAUCCUGCUCCUCCCACUCACACCGUUUCUGGUGGCUGCUGAUGUGUUCUGCGACAACGUCAAGGCCGUCGCCGGCACCCUCUCCAAGAACGCCUCCUCUUCCCCGGUACAUUUCACCACCACCACCUACGGCCAAUCCCCCGAUAUCGUCUAUGCGCUCGCGCUAUGCCGCGGUGACAGCUCCGCCUGUGGCGGGUGCAUCACCAACUGGUUCAAUAAAGCGCUAAACCUGACGAAUUGCGACAGAGUUGGCUACAACUACAGGGAUUGUAUCGUUGUCUACAGUGCCGACGACGACAUACUAGCGGCACCCUCGAAUACCACAGGAGGAUAUGGUGACAGCACUCCGCCCUUUGAGGACUGGAACAUCAAGAAUGUCUCCAGGGACAUCUCCCUCAUCGUCGGUCUCACUCGCGAGCUGCUGGCAGCAACAGUGGAGAAGGCGGCCAGCAUGGUUCCAACGCGGUACGCUACCGGGGUCAUGGACAUGGAGAGGGUGACGACCUACCCGAAGGUGUACUCCCAGGUCCAAUGCACGCCAGACCUGUCUACCGACGACUGCUCAGCAUGCCUACACCGUCUCCUCGGCAUGGUCAACUCCACCAUGGCCCUGCGCAUGGGUGGACAGAUGGGUGUCACACGGUGCUAUUUUAGGUACGAGGCAUACCAGUUCUACGAUGCCGAACCUCUGCUAAGUCUGCCAUCACGGCCGGCGCCAGCACCAGCUCCAACUCUAACCAAACACAAGAGGAACAUGAUGUGGGCGAUUCCCGCAGUUGUAGUUCCGCUAACAAUAGCAGCAUUUCUCCUCUUCAUCUGUUACUCUCGCCGUCUUAAAAGGCAAAGAAAAGGAUCAAGGAGGGAGAAGCAGGGGGAAAAAUCGGAGUUCUCUUUGUUCGAAUUUGAGCAGCUACUAGAGGCCACAAGAAAUUUUUCAGAAGAAAACAUACUUGGACAUGGUGGCUUUGGGACUGUCUACAAGGGCCAGCUUCCAGAAGGUUUGGAGAUAGCGGUAAAGAGACUUGCUUCACAUUCAGGACAGGGUUUCACAGAGUUCCAAAAUGAAAUCCAGCUCAUAGCGAAACUACAGCACACGAAUUUGGUUAGGCUUUUGGGAUGUUGCUCUCAAGAAGAGGAGAAAAUGUUGGUCUAUGAAUACUUGCCAAACAAAAGUCUGGAUUACUUCAUCUUCGAUGAGAAUAAAAGAGCAUUUCUGGAUUGGUCAAAACUUGUAGCAAUAAUUGAGGGAGUAGCACAUGGACUACUUUACCUGCAUAAGCACUCCCGGUUGCUUGUCGUACAUCGAGAUCUUAAACCGAGCAACAUUCUUCUCGAUGGUGAGAUGAAUCCAAAAAUUUCAGAUUUCGGGCUAGCAAAAAUAUUUAGCUCAAAUGACACCGAAGGAAACACUACAAGAAGAGUGGUCGGCACAUAUGGCUACAUGGCCCCUGAGUAUGCUUCGAAGGGCAUCUUUUCUAUUAAGUCCGAUGUCUUCAGCUUUGGCGUUGUCAUUUUGGAGAUCCUUAGCGGAAAACGGAAUUCUGGUCACCAACAAUGUGGAGAUUUCAUCAAUCUGCUUGGACAUGCAUGGAAAUUAUGGGAAGAAGGAAAGUGGAUUGAUCUCGUUGAUGCCUCAUUGGUGCCCGAUAGUCACUCAGCAAAGAUGAUGAGGUCCAUUAACAUUGCAUUGUUGUGUGUACAAGAGAACGCAGUUGAUCGACCAACAAUGGGAGAUAUUGUUUCAAUGUUAAGUAGUGAGACUAUGAUCUUGGACGAGCCUAAGCAGCCAGCAUAUAUCAAUGUAAGAGUGGGAAAUGAAGAGUCGUCCACUGCUCUCGAGUCAUACAGUUUCAAUGACAUGACCAUAUCUGUCACAAUUCCAAGAUAGU